AUCAUGGUUAAAAUAGUUGUGCCAACUUGUUUUGUUGGCAUCUACCCCUUUGCUGCAUUGUACAGCAUCGAUAAUACCUUUACACGAAAAUACGGGAGAUAACUCUCAUGUCUUAUGCAUUCGGCAAUUAUCGCUCAGCAAAUAAACUGGCAAAGUUACUUCAUGGAUGUCCGAUACCAAUGAAUACAUCUGAGAUGUUCCGAAAAGUCGGUAACCAAUUCAUUAUUUAACUCUUCGUAUUAAAAGAAUAUUUUAAUCAUUAAAGGGGCACUUACGACGGUGACCAGUCAUAACGCCCCCGCGUCAAAUCGCCCUCGCGUCAAAUCGUCCCCACAUACGAAGGACCAUAACGUCCCCGCGUCAUAUCGUCCCCGCGUACGAAGGAGGCUGUGCGUUAAAUAAACAAGUAAACGGGUGAACCGGGUGCCUAGCUGUGAUGGCAGCCAGUGGUGACACGGAGGACUCCAGUUGUGGACUCUGUACAGCAGAGGAACUGACUAAUAUAAUGACUGCUGCUUCUGGGCAAUAUACACUUCUUCCUAACACUCCUUAUGAUGAAGUUUAUCCAGGCAUUUAUGUCGGAGAAGAAGAUUUUGCCAAGGACCUGAUUCAGCUAAAGCGUGUGGGAAUCACACACGUAGUGAAUGCCGCUCACGGAGACACGCCGCUCCACUCUCAGACAGACCCGUCACGCUACAAGAGGAUUCACGUCACGUUUCUCGGUGUGCCAGCAGUCGACCACAUGAACUUUGACCUCACUCCCUACUUCCAGUCAUCCGCUGAUUUCAUUGAUGAGGCCCUACAGAGUGGAGGCAAAGUGCUUGUUCACUGUGUUCAAGGUGUGAGUAGAUCUGCUACACUGGUCAUCGCUUAUUUGAUGAUUAAAAAACAAAUGGAUGUGAGAGACGCUCUUCGACUGGUUCACAAUCACAGAGAUGUAUGUCCAAACGAUGGAUUUCUGCAGCAGUUGUGUGACCUGAACAAAGUGCUAGUCAAAGAGAGAUAAACAAGAUACUGGUCGCAACGGCAUGGUGGUCACAUCAGAGUUUAACGCUUUAAUAUCGAGGAUAUCUCUUGUAUAUUUUUGUAAUAUUUAAACUUUGUUUUUCCCUGCGAUUUGCAAUUCUUUGAUUUCAUUUAGAUAUUAUGAACAAUGUAGGUCAUUCUCAAAUGCAGUAUUAGUGCAAUAGACAGUGUUUGGUAUAGUGCAUGCAACUGUGGAAUUCCCAUGUAAGAUGACCCAGUAAGUGUGCAGAGAAGUUGAAAACUAUAGUUGUGAAGUGGCCCUCUGCAUCUUACUGCCACACUUUUUGUGAAAAUACCUUUGAUGAUUACAAAUAAUAUAUAGCAUAAUAUAUAGUAUAAUAUAUAUAGUAUAUACACAGGUAUAAUAUAAGGUCUAUAGUAAUACAGCUGUGUUAGUGGUUUUAUAUUAAAAGUGUUGGGUUUUAUAUUAAAAGUGUUGUUUUAUAUUAAAAGUGUUGGGUUUUGUCUCUCAACACUGGUCAAUGUUCGAAGUGCACUUAACUUUGAGUAUCGCAUUAAAUAAGAUCACGGCUGUUAUUGUUAAGAUAUGCGACAGGACUUGUCAUAAAGUGUUUCAUCUGGCCAGUAGGCUUCCCUUCCUGUAAUUUAAUUUGAACAAGCUAUAGUAUCAAUGCAUCAGCUAGUAUUGUGUAUGAAACAAGUGCGGGGUGCUUCCCGUUAUAUUGGAAACUAGCAGCAUAACCCCCUUUUUUCUUUCUCAUUCGCUCUAAGGGCGAGGGGUUACAGGGCACAAUAUCAUUCUGUUCUCAUGGUGGUUAUGCAACUAGGCAACUUCAAAUUCACACAAACCUUUACCUUUACAUUCUAAAAUUCAAGUGAAAAACUUCUAGAUGAUUAGAAUUGUAUUUGUUAUUCACAUAUAAUUCAUAUAAACAAACAAUCAGUUUCCUAAGAUUUUAAAAUACACUACACUAAAUUCAAGGGUAUACUUCAAAUUCACACAAACCUUUACCUUUACAUUCUAAAAUUCGAGUGAAAAACUUCUAGAUGAUUAGAAUUGUAUUUGUUAUUCAAAUACAAUUCAUAUAAACAAACAAUCAGUUUCCUAAGAUUUUAAAAUACGCUACACUAAAUUCAAGGGUAUAUGCAGUAUUUUUAUAGUGAAUGACCACAAUUUAUAAAAAAAAGGUACCUACAAUGUUUCAGAGUAUACUGACAUGCAUUAUACAUACAUUGUAUUUGCACUUGCUCAAGAUAUUAUUUCUUAAAAUAACAUAUUGAUUAUAUGGUCACAAGAUUUUUUUUUAAAGUUUGGGGUGAGGUGUGUGCACCCUCGGCAUAUGCCCAUGAAAUACUGGUAAAGUUUAUUUUAUUUAACGAUGCCACUAGAGCACAUUGAUUUUUUUAUCUUAUCAUCGGCUAUUGGACGUCAAACAUAUGGUCAUUCUGACACUGUUUUUUUUAGAGGAAACCCG
Molecule: messenger RNA, 2462 nt
Organism: Gigantopelta aegis
Lineage: Eukaryota; Metazoa; Mollusca; Gastropoda; Neomphalida; Peltospiridae
Product: dual specificity protein phosphatase 3-like
Exons: 4
Coding region: 437-1006 (189 amino acids)
Biological process (GO): negative regulation of MAPK cascade; protein dephosphorylation
Cellular component (GO): cytoplasm
Molecular function (GO): protein tyrosine/serine/threonine phosphatase activity; MAP kinase phosphatase activity
Source: RefSeq, a predicted model, not a curated record